GUUUCUUUUUUUUUUUCACUCAUUUCGUAAAUUGAUGAGUAAAAGAAAUUAAGCAAAGGGUAAAAUGACAAUAAACGUUAUAUUUCGAGAUCCAACGAACAUUAUCGUAAGAGAUAAUGUGGUAUGAAUGUGCAGGUGCCUUUCUACACGCCUUAUCCCUCUUUCGACGUACGCUCUAUCAUCUGAUUAGAUAAAGAGGGCUUGGUGCUGGGUCAAAAGAAUCUAACGCGAUGUGAAACUCAUUUUGUUCACCUGUUUUACAUCGUCGAGUAUUCGCGUGCAAGAAAAUCAUGGUGUCUCUGGAGACUAUCGCGAGUAUAGUGAUCAAAGUUCUGAAGCUGGUAAUUAAUCUCAUAAUCCUGAUCCUGUACCGAACAGGAUACAAGGAUGGAGAGUUUCUGGGUGUCGGUGGCACGUGGAAUUUGAACGAAGAUAAAAAUCCAGAUGCAGAAAUCGUGGCUUCUGGUGUUCUAGUGGGCUUCUUCAUAUACACCAGUGUUGUACUCAUCACUUACUGUUUUGGGAGCACCAAUCACAAAAAGACCCUUGUUGAAAUCCUGAUGAAUUUUGUUGGGACCUUCAUGUUCAUCGCAGUAGGAGGAACAGCCCUCCAUUACUGGAACGGUUAUCAACCAGAAAACAAGUACGACACGGUUGUCCAAGAACGACAGGUUGGCUUAGCUGUUGGAUCCCUCUGCGUCAUCGAAGGCUCCGCGUACCUCGUUGAUUUAAUACUUAGUUUUCUACAUUUUGCGAAAAAUCGAGAUGAAAUGUUCGACUAAAUUUGAUGUAUAUAAAAUUGUUCAUUGUAUCAUCAUAGAGCAAUCUUCACGAAGAGCAAGAAUAAUCAGAACCUUUCUUAGAGUGGAAUUAGAACAUUCAUACAACAUGUUUUUUAGGUAUUAAGUUUUUGGAAUUAGUUUUAGGUUAAGUUUAGGAAGACAGGUUCAUUUUGAAAUUAAAAAGAGAGGUUCGUUUUUAAUGUAAAUUUGAAAA
Molecule: messenger RNA, 996 nt
Organism: Megachile rotundata (alfalfa leafcutting bee)
Lineage: Eukaryota; Metazoa; Arthropoda; Insecta; Hymenoptera; Megachilidae
Gene: Ssk
Product: smooth septate junction protein snakeskin
Biological process (GO): septate junction assembly
Cellular component (GO): plasma membrane
Source: RefSeq, a predicted model, not a curated record